This is a messenger RNA of Chiloscyllium plagiosum (whitespotted bambooshark), 8260 nucleotides long. NCBI's taxonomy places the organism in Eukaryota, Metazoa, Chordata, Chondrichthyes, Orectolobiformes, Hemiscylliidae. The record is from RefSeq and is a predicted model, not a curated record.
GACGUUGGUACCUGGACGGCCGGAGGAGGAGGAGGAGGAGGCGGCGGAAGCGGCGGCGGCAGCAGCAGCUCCUCCAUAAACAUGCCGGCGAAAUGCACAGGACCUCGUCGUGAAAAUUGCCGCUCACUCAAAAUAGGAAGCGGUCGGUGUCAUUCAGCCGCUUGUUAGUAGCCCCCCCCCCGGCCUUAGGCCACCCCCUGUCAGAGCUGCUGGGCUCCACGUUAUCAUCACUAUUUAUUAUGAAUUGAAAACGGCGCAGGAAGGGAAUCUGUACAUAAAGGCGAGCCACAUCUACCUGCUGUAAAUCUUACAACGUCAGGAGCAAACGGAUUAAAAAUCGUCUCAACUAAUCCGGUGUCAUUGGGGAAUCGUCUGGCUCUCCUUAACGCCACCUCACCACGUAGCCCCUUGUCCCACUGUAAUGUACUUUGGGGAAAGAUGCCCCCACGUUGUCACCGGUUUGUUAACGGGCAGAGUUGAGUGAUGUGCACACGCUUUUAUUUGGCAACAAUAGGGCUUGAGUAAUUGUCAUUGUAUUUUUUUAAAAAAUGAAGAAAAUCCUCCGUUUUGCAAAGAAAAAGAGAAAAUUUUCGCCCAAUGCCUCAGACACUGCGAGUGUGGCCUCAGCAGGAUAUGAGCUGAGAGAGAAGGAUUUGGGAAAGCUGCACAAAGCUGCUUCUACCGGAGACUUAACUAAGCUGCGGCAGCUCAUUAAGAAAAAUGAUGUAAAUCAACUGGAUAAAGAAAACAGGGCACCAUUACAUCUUGCAUGUGCAAGUGGGCAUGUAGAGGCAGUUACUUUCCUUGUGGAACACAAAUCAAAACUAAAUAUCUGUGACAAUGAUAACCGUUCCCCUUUGAUGAAGGCAGUACAGUGCCAACAAGAGCGUUGUGCAAUCAUUUUAUUGGAUCAUAAUGCUGAUCCUAACCUUGUGGACAUUAAUGGAAAUACUGCCCUGCAUCUUGCUGCUCUGAUCCCUAACAUCUCUUUGGUAAUGCAUUUAAUAGAGCGAGAAGCACACAUGAAUGCUCGAAAUAAGGAUGGUAACACACCUUUGCUGUUGGCUGCUAUUGAAAAUCACCAGGAAAUAGUAGAACUCUUGCUUAAAGAAGGAGCAGAUGUCAAUGCCAAGGACAAAACUGGGAGAACUGCCUUGAUGAUUGCUGCAAGUAAUGGACAAAUUAGUUUGGUUAAGUUACUUCUACAUUACAAUGCCGAUGUUUCCUUAAAAGAAGAUAAAGGAUGGACAGCUGAAGAUCAUGCAAUGAUGAAUGGACACCAUGCUUGUUCACAUUUAAUAUCUGAACAUGAUACGAGAAAGAAACUUCUUCAGUCACCAUAUUAUGGACCAAACAAAGUUAAAGGAAACCAUGCUGCUGAAGCAGGUUUUGCACUUGGAGGACCAGCCACAGACAAAGACGAGUUUCAGGAGUCUCCUGAACAGAAGUGGCGAACCAGUGAUUCUGAGAAAGUAACAGAUGAUGCAUCUCAGACAGAAUCAGUCAGUAGAGCCUCAAAAGGUGCAGGUGACUCAUGGCUAUCUUCCAAUGAAGAUGAGGAACUGCAAUUUAACUCCAAGGUACCACAGAAGCUUAGCUUGACUAAGUUGCUAAAUACUUCACAACAAAGUAAAGAUAAUGUAGAAAAGACUAACUUCUGCAAAGUCCGGAAUACAGACAAUUUGCAUCCAGUCGAAUCAGAUAUAGAAAGUGAGGAAGAGUCAGAAGAAGAUAGUCGUGAUGAAGAAGAAAUUAAUGAUAACUGCUCACCUCUACAGCCUUCACCACAAUCAAAGACACCUUUACUUGCUUCACCUCAAACAGCUAUGCCUUCAUCCAGCUCAUUUAUAAAAACUCAAUCAAAUUUUACCCCUUUUAAAGGCUGCAAGCAGGACAGAUCCUCAGAAGAAGAGACAUGGCCUGUUGAAAUAUGUUCACCAAACUCCAGAGUUGCACCAAAUCAACCUGCUAACCUUGAUGAAACUUCCACAUAUAGUGCUCAGGCAGAAGAUACUUCCCAACAAAAGAAUAGAAGAGACCUGAUGUUUGAAUUGGGCUUGGAGGAAGUGGAACCUGAAGAGAAUAUAGAAUCUCCUUGGGAUUCUGAGUCUACCACAGAAAGCCCACAGAAGAAAUCCAUUGGCUCACUUGGUUCAUCUGUCAAGGAACAACCAAAAAUGCAACAUACUCCAGCAAAUCAGAAUAACGAAAUAUUGGAAUCGAAUACUGUGGUACAGCCACCAUUAACAUUUGAAGGAAAUAAGCAGAAGUCAGAUCUAGUUGCAGAGCUUGGUUUAAUUGAUGCAGGGGAUAUAGAAGAUGUCUCAGACUGGGACUCUUUCAGUGCUUCAGGCAAAAAUGUAUCACCCUACCUGUUUAGUUCUGUGCCACAAGUGCAUCAAGUUACGAAUGCUGACAAAUCAACACUACUCCCAUCCGAAUCACCAAAGAGCCUCGUAAGCAAAUUGAAGUCAAAUUCUGAAGAGACCAUGUGUGUUUACAGAACAUCACUGUCACCUGAUUUAUUGAAAACUAAAUUGACUGCACAUCCUUUAAUGCAAUAUCAAAGUUCUCCAGAGCCUGAACUCAAAAAUACUCCAUCAGUUAAAUUGGAAAAUAAAAAUGAAUCCGAUCUGAAAAUAUCUCUAUUGGAAGAUGAAGAUAAUGAAAAAGAGAACUAUGACUGGAAUAUGCAGAAGGAUAAAAAUAUUUUAGAAACAACCAGUGUCGAUGACAAAUUGCCCACCAAGAGGUCUCAAUUUACAAGUCAAACCCAUGAAGGAGUUUUGGUUUCUCAACAGAAGGCUGAAGAAGUCAACCUGCAUGAAGGGCCUGAUUUUGAUAGUAGGGAGAAUGCUGCUGCAGGUAUGGGGAUAAAUGAAAUGAGUAGACCGGCUUUGAAGAAAAAAUAUUUAAAAGUCUGGAUUGAAAAAGGAAAGGAGGAAAUAGCAUCACAUCUAGAAAAUUUGACAGUUGAGUUGAAGCAAAGGUUUGAAGAACUUCGACAGAGUAAGAAUGAUGCAACUAAUAUGGAAUAUUCAGAAGAUUUUGGUGGAAAAUACGUGAGCAAUGAAUCUGAUCAAGAAGUUGUAAUUGCAGAUUUUAAGAAUAAUGAAGACACUGUUAUAGAAGAAGAGGAGAGUAGAUGUGAUGAAUAUGACUGCAAAGUACUUAAUCUAAUUCCAGAGCAAAAGGAAUAUGAAGAUCUGUGCACAGAGCCAACAGAUGGGAGAGAUGAGCAGCAAACAUUCCAUAGGAUGACUGAAUCAAAACUAGCAGUAAAUAAUGAUGAAAAUAGCUCUGAACACGCUUGUACACCUGAGGAAGUUAGUGAGUCAAAAGAGUUGAAAUGGGAGACAGCUAAAGAAGACCAUGUAAAAAAGGUGGAAUUGUCCAUGUUAAGGGAACAAGAAACUGAUGUUGUUGGUUAUGUUACUGAUAUAGACUCUGAUGCGGGCGAUGAUUCGCUUAAAUUACAUUCUGGUACUGAUAAAGCAAAUUCUUCUAACAAGAACCCUGAUUUUUCAGAAAAACCUCUGAAGCAUAGUACAGAAUUGGUUAAGUAUUCAUCAACAAGAAGGAAAGAUGUGGCCAACUGUACACCUCAUCUUAAUGUAAGAAAUCUAAAGGCACAAAUGGAUGAUUUGGAGCACAGUCCAAGAAGUAUCCAGUUGUCUUCUGGAGUAGCUGAUCGACCUUACUUGGAUGAAGAAUUAGAGGGAGAUAUGCAGCGAUUUAAGAAUGAGGUAGGAAUGCUGAAAGUAGUAUUCCUGGCUUUGGAGGAAAAGAAAGCACAGCUACAAAAAGAGGUAGAUGUUUCCCUAGUAGUCCCCCAUUAUGUUUUGCAAGAUACACCUAAUCGACAUGAAUCCAUAUGCAAAGACUGUGGGAGACCAUUCAAGACUGUCUUGGGCACAGAUGAGGAGAAUUAUGAAAGUCAUCAAUGUAAUCAGCCAAAGCAAGCUGAUCAAGAAUUGAAAAGCAUUGAGAGACUGGUCAGACUACAACAGACACCUGCAAUGAAUGGGGAUGACUUAUCUGUCUUUGACAGUACUACAAGCGAGAUGUCUCAAGAUGAAGUGAGACCUUGCAAGUCAUCUGCAAGUAAAAAGUUCACUAGACCAGUAAAUAUUUCUGAUGAUCUGGAUGAUCUUACACAGUCCUCUGAUACUGGUACAGAUGGGUCAGAAUCCCCUAGUUCUGCAUAUAAGAAUACCCCACUGUUAAUUGCACAGCUGGAUACAGAGGCAAUAGACUCCAUAAGUUUACUGAAAAUCCAAAAUCUGGUUCAUGAAUAUGAGCGAGCAGUUGAACGGGAAAAGAAACGUUAUGCCUUACUUUCAGAAAAAGUAAAAUAUCUGGAAAAUGAACGGAAAGAGCUCCAUCAAGCACUGGACAAAACUAAAGAAAUGAAAUCCAAACUGGAGUGUCAGAAAAUGGAGAGAGAUACUGACUUUAAUAGUGUCAAAUUUAGUCUGAAACAAGAGGAGGAAAAACGGAAGAUUGCAGAAAUAUUAUAUGAAAAGAGCCGUGAGCAACUCCAAAAAAAGGAAUUGCAGUACUGUGAGGAGCUGAAAGCAAAACAAGAAUUGGAACUAAUAAUAAGAAACAUGGAACUGGAAAGGAAAUCAUUGAUCAGCAACAUAGAACAGCUUCAUGAAGAUCAUAAUGAAUUACAACAGCAAUUCAACCGGGAACAAUCUAUUCACAGAGAAAUCGUCAACAGCCAUCUGCACAGAAAUCAUGCAAUAGAAGAGGAGGACAAGAAGGCGUUAAAAAAUGCAGAGGUUGCUACUCACCUUUGUGAUGUUAAUGACAACGAAAAAGAUGUGAUGCUACAAAAUCAUUCACUACAAAAUGAAAUUGCAGUACUUAAACUAGAAUUGGUUCGUGUUCGUGAACGGAAUCAGGAAGAACAGGGAAAGUACAUGGAGCAGAUUGAGGCUUUGAAAGAAAAGCUAGAUGACACAAAAAAAGAUUUGAAGUUUAACGAAGAAGCUUUAACUCACACCGCUUUGCAGUAUAAUAGUCAACUGAAUUCAUUGAAGACUGAAAUCUCAAUGUUAACUUCCAAGCUGGAACAUGAGAAGCAAAAUAAAGAAAAACUAGAGACUGAGACGGAAGCUAUCCGUUCACAGUUAAGUAUAGCACUUAAGGAACUAGAACGGAGUCAGGCAGCUAAAUGUGAAUCUGAACAAGUUCUUCAAAGGGAGCAUGAUGAAUGGCACCAUUCAGACGAAAAACGAAACUAUGAAAUUUCCAGUCUCCGUGAGAGUAAUAACAGCUUGUCGCAAAAAUUAAGUAAAGAGGAAGCAAAAGCCAAUAAGUUAGAUAGUGAACUUCAUCGUGCAACACUUUCUCUUGCUGAAAAAAAUCUUAUGUUGGAGAGUGUUCAGAGGAGCUUGAAUCAAUCUCAGGCUCGCAUAAAUGACCUAGAACACACCAAUCAAUUGCAAAAAGAACAGAUAAGCAAAUUUACAGUUCGUCAGGAGUCUAUGCAAGAGAGAUUGGCACAAGCCCAAAGUGAAAUCAUGCUGUUGCGGCAGCAGCUCGAAGAUGCACAAAACAAAGGUAUUAUGAAGGAAAAAGCAGUCACUGAUGUUCAGGACCGCUUCAAUGACAUAUUUUCUAAACUUCGAAGAGAUGGUGAACGGCAGAUAUGUUUGGUGGAAGAGAGGAAUAAGGAACUAGUGAGCAAGACUAUUGAACAAAGAGAACAAAUCUGCAAGUUUGAAAAUGAGAAGAUAGAGCGAGAGACUACAUUGAGGCAGCUUCAACAAGAACUCGCUGAUGCACUAAAGAAACUUUCAAUGUCAGAGGCUUCACUGGAAGUAACUACGCGCUAUCGCAAUGAAACUGAAGAAGAGAAAAUACGUAUGCAGAACCAAUUGGAGAAGCUUAAAAUGGAGCUGCAGGGGAUGCGAGAUGGGUGCAUGCAAUCAGAGAGGAAAAUCCAUCACCUACAGAAUACCCUGGAUGAUAAAGAACGUGAUUUGAUUACAGUUUCCCAGAAAAUGCAAGAUGCUUUGUCAACUUCUUCACGGACAAAGGAAGCUGCAAAGCAACUUGAAGAACAUAUACAACGGUUAGAGAUUGAAAAUGCAAAAUUGGAAUCUGUGGCAAAACAGCAGGCAAACAAAUCUGAAGUGAUGGAGAAGGAACUUCAGGAUACUGUGUCAGUCCGCACUCGUCUAGAAGAUUUGAUAACAAGUUUACAAGGAGUAAAGGUUAACUUAGAAGAUCAACUCGGUCAAGAGGUACAAAAACAAACAAUGUUGUCACAGAGUGUGAAAGAUUCUCAUCAACUGUGGGAAGAGGAAUUGAAAACACGAUCUAAGCUUGGACUUCGAAUUUCUCAGUUGGAUAGAGAAAAAGAUGAUUUGGCAGGGCAGGUUGAAAGUGAAAGGAAAAAAGUAAAGAAGCUUCUAGAAUUAAAAAGAUCAGUAGAAACUAGACUGGCUCAGGAAAUGAAAAGAAACAAUGAGCUUCAGAAAGAACUAAACCGAAUAAGAACAUUGUUGAAGACUACCAAAAAGAAAUUAAAGGAUUAUGAGAAUGGACAAAUUGUCAGUCAACUGGGUGGUAUUCAAGAACUGAAUCAUGGACACUCUGAAUCUGAAACCACUCUUAACAGACUGAAGACAAAGGUUGAAGAGUUAUCCCAGCAGUUGGAAACUGAAGCUGCUAAGGGUAGGCAUUUGGAAUCAACCAAUCAAGAACUUUCUGCACAGGUUGCAUCAAUGAAAAUUCUACAGAAAAACCAAGAUCGGCUAGAAAAGAGAAAACACCAGCUAGAGGAAGAAAUAGUCAGUCUGAAACAUCAGAUUGAAACUAAUUUGAUAAACUACAGUCACAUAGAACAAUACAAGAGGGACAUAGAGGAACAUGCUCGUAAGGAAAUCAAGCAGAAGCUAGAAGAAGUCAAUUUAUUCUUACAGACUCAACAGGCCUCCCAAGAAGCUUUGGAACAAUUGAGAGCCACAAACGAAAGCACAAUUAGAAGUCAACUGGACCAGAGAAUAAAAGACCUGGAAUUAGAGCUCAAUAAACUUAGAACUUCACAACAAGACAGCAUUAAUCUGAAAGAUUCCGCACAGUUGGAAUUUGAAAGAUACAAAGAAUUGUAUUCAGAAGAAUUAAAACUACGUAAAUCUCUUGCAGCCAAACUUGACAGAGCAAAUGAGAGGUUAGCAGAAACCAAUACUAAGCUACUAAAUGAGCGUCAACGUAGUAAAUCCUUAAUUGCUAACAGCAUUAUGAAUGGAAGCUUCAAUGUAACUCCUGCUUUAGAGAUGGGUCAACUGCAAAGCACAAUGGGUAAUGUCGGUAACCUGGGAACUUUCAACAGAAAUCUAGGAAAUAGCUUCUUAAAUCCAAUCGAAGAUGGAAUGUCCUCUACCAACAAAGUAGAGUCAUAUCUGGCUAAGAUGCAUAACAAGAUGCAGGAAGCAUUGCAAAAAAAUAUUUCCAAAGAACUUGUUCAAGCCACUGCUGAUUUGGAAAAAGAAUCUACACGGGUCUCGCCUCUUGGAUCAGCUGCUGGCUCACUUAAGAGUAUAAACCAAGACCAGGAUCCUGUCACUAGAGCCACAGAACAAUACCUGGAAGUUCUCAAGAAAAAUUACAUGCUUUGAAUUGUGUUGUGCCCCUAUUUGAAAAUAUUCCAUGAACUUUCCGCACAGAAGUGGAUCAAAAUAACAGUUCUCCUGAAAAAUCUGUCCAAUUUCAAAAUUUUAUGAAUACAAAAUGCUGUUUAGUGAUAACAUUCCAUGGAUUUGAUUAACCUAUUGUAAACGCAUGGAAGGUUAUUUUACAGCACAUAGAUUUCUUUAACUAUAUUUGCUCAGGAGGAAAUUUGUAUAUCAAUUUAAAAUUAUUGUACAGAGUCUAUUCAUAUUUUAUUUGUUGGAAGUGACAUUUGACCAAACCAAUUCUAAUAGUGUGAUUUAGGGACUGCAAUCUCCCUGCAUUGAUGUCUUACAGUGAUUGAACGAGUUCCAAUUAAUGGAACAUUCCAUAAUUUGAAUUAAUAUUUUAUGAAAUUGCACAAGAUAAAAGCAUUUUAUCAAACUACAUUUUUGCCACACACUGUUUAAAAAGUUGGCUGUUUGUGAAUAUUAGCUUGGUUAAAAUGUCCUAUGUGGUAAUGUCUAUUUUGCAGUGAUACAGUAUUGUAUGCUAGAUUAUUGUCAAAUAGUGCCAAGACCUUUUAAUGUGUGUUUUGGUACGUACAGUAAAGCCAUUACCAUUUAUGCUGAAA